UAAACCCUGUGGGAACGGUGGUUCUGCAGAUCAGCUAAAUCAAUGGCUCCAGACGGGCUCACAGGCUGCUGAAGCCACUGCUUUGAAGUGAACCUCCACAUUGUUUUCUGCUGUAGGAUGGAGGAUGGCAGGAGAGCCCACACUGCCAUUGUUGGCUGGGCAUGCACCACCCUGUGCUUGGUCUCCUGCACAGCCGCCUUCUCACACGGCGCGAGCCUUUCUGCCUGCGCCGACAUGAUGCCCAGGCACCUCAGAGUGCAGCUGCACAGCCCCAACAGCAACUACGUCACUGUCCACACCAACAUGUCCUUCUACUUCCCAGGUGACAAGGUUCCAGUGACAGUGAGGAGCACCCGGGAUUAUAUGGGCUUUAUGCUCCAAGCUCGCAAAGUGUCCAACAACGAAAUCGCUGGCACAUUCAUCUUCAUGCCUCCUGGUUCGAAGCUGCUGACUUGUUUUGAAGAUGGGGACACUGUUACCCACUCAGACAAGUCACUGAAAAGAAACCUGUCCUUUGUAUGGAAAGCACCAGACCAACCCAUUGGAGACGUCAAGUUUUUCAUCUCCAUAGUCCAGUCAUACUUUGUUUACUGGGCAAAGAUUGAAUCUGCCAUCGUGGCUCAGGGGGGGCAAAACAAGACGCUUGCUGGCAGUAGCAAGAAGCCCGACGCCGCAGCCCCUGUGCCCUCGCAGGGACCAGAUGACACACACCCCACAGGAACGGCGAGCAAAGGUCCCACCUCUCCUGCAGGCUCCCCCCUGCGCACUCCAGCACCGCCUGCCAGCCCCACUGGCAACAUGGCAACACCAGCACCAGAGCCAGGUUUUGGUGUCGAGUCAGAUGCCCGUCCCAUUGCUGAGCCAAAGCAGCCGGCACGGACUUCACGGGCUGUGUCCGGUGGGAGAGUCAGGUCCAGAGGCCGGGCACUGGAGCCAUCCUUUCCCACCCAAGAAGCAAGCACGGUGGAUGCCUUGCAAGGUUUCCUCUCCCAGAACAAUGCCUCCAGCUUCAGCACCUCCAAUGGGUAAACUCGGUGGUGGGAAGAGCUAUUUCUCCAGUCCUUAUAGGGAAGGAAAAUAGUACUAGUUUCCCUGCAGAUGAACAAGGGUCUAUGUAGGAAGGUGUCUGCGGCUGGGGGGGAGGCAAGAUGGUGUUUGCUUGCUGGGAUUUUGAAACAUAAUCCUUUGGAGAUUCCACAUGACAGACAGUGACAGGGAGAAAACCCAAAACUCAUAAGAACCCAAUGCUACACUGUUCAGCCCAGAGGAGGACUGGUCAAGUGGCAGACAAAUGUGAU
Lepidothrix coronata (blue-crowned manakin) is the source of this 1298-nucleotide messenger RNA. RefSeq names its product putative ferric-chelate reductase 1. The transcript is spliced from 4 exons. Gene Ontology annotation, molecular function: oxidoreductase activity, acting on metal ions. The record is from RefSeq and is a predicted model, not a curated record. The coding region runs from base 118 to 1029 and encodes 303 amino acids. NCBI's taxonomy places the organism in Eukaryota, Metazoa, Chordata, Aves, Passeriformes, Pipridae.